UCACUGGGGCUGCCCCCCCUGAGGGUGCUGAGCCUGGACAUCGAGUGCGCCGGCAGGAAAGGGGUGUUCCCCGAGGCGCAGCAGGACCCGGUGAUCGCCAUCGCGGCCGUGGCGCUGCGGCAGGGCGCGCGGGAGCCGUUCCUCAGGGUGGUCUUCACCCUCCUGGAGUGCGCCCCGCUGCGAGGAGCCACCGUCAGGAGCUUCCCCUGCGAGAGGGAGCUGCUCCAGUCGUGGGCGGAGUUUGUUCGGAUCGUGGAUCCCGACGUGGUGACCGGGUACAACAUCCACAACUUCGACCUGCCCUACCUGAUCCAGAGAGCCCAGGUGCUGCAGGUGCCGUCGUUCCCGUACCUGGGCCGUGUUCGGGGGGUCCCGUCGCAGGUGAAGGAUUCGGCGUUCCAGUCCCGCCAGCUCGGCCGCAGGGAGGGGAAGGUGGUGAGCACACCUGGGAGAGUCACCCUGGACAUGCUGCAGGUGCUGCUGAGGGAGCACAAACUGCGCUCGUACUCCCUGAACGCCGUCAGCGCUCACUUCCUGCAUGAGCAGAAGGAGGACGUCCCCCACGGCAUCAUCACCGAGCUGCAGAACGGGGACGCGCAGACGCGGCGCCGCCUGGCCCUGUACUGCCUGAAGGACGCGCUGCUGCCGCUGCGGCUGCUCGAGCGCCUGAUGACGCUGGUGACGCUGGUGGAGAUGGCGCGGGUGACGGCCGUGCCCCUCAGUUACCUGCUCACACGGGGACAGCAGGUCAAGGUGGUGGCGCAGCUCCUGCGGCAGGCCAUGCAGGAGGAUUUUUUGCUGCCGGUGGUGAAGUCGGAGGGGGGAGAGGAUUUUGAGGGGGCCACGGUGAUCGAGCCCAUCAAGGGGUACUACGACGCUCCCAUCGCCACGCUGGAUUUCUCCUCGCUGUACCCGUCCAUCAUGAUCGCCCACAACCUCUGCUACAGCACCCUGCUGAGCCCCGGCACCGCCCAGCGCCUCGGGCUGGGCCCCGAGGAUUUCAUCCGGACGCCGACGGGGCAGCUCUUCGUGACGCCGAGGGUGCGGAGCGGGGUCCUGCCCCGCGUGCUGCAGGGGCUGCUGGCUGCGCGCAGCAGGGUGAAGGCGGCGCUGGCGCAGGAGCAGGACCCCGAGCGGCGGCAGGUGCUGGACGGGCGGCAGCUCGCGCUCAAGGUCAGCGCGAAUUCCGUCUACGGAUUCACCGGAGCGCAGGCGGGAAAACUGCCCUGCCUGGAGAUAUCGCAGAGCGUGACCGGCUUCGGGCGCCAGAUGAUCGAGAGGACGAAGCAGCUGGUGGAGAACAAAUACCCGGAUGUGCAGGUGUACCUGCCCUACCUCCUGAUCAGCAAGAAGCGCUACGCCGGGCUCUGCUUCGCCGGCAGCGCCGAGCCCCGGCUGGACUGCAAGGGGCUGGAGGCCGUCAGGAGGGACAACUGUCCCCUGGCUGCCAACCUGGUGACGGCCUGUCUGCGCAGGAUCCUGCUGCACAGGGACCCCGCGGGCGCCGUGGCUCACGCGCAGGAGGUGAUCUCAGACCUGCUCUGUAACCGCAUCGACAUCUCCCAGCUCGUCAUCACCAAGGAGCUGACGCGCGCCGCCAGCGCCUACAGCGCCCCGCAGGCUCACGUGGCCCUGGCCGAGAGGCUGCGGCGCAGGGACCCCGGCAGCGCCCCCUCGCUCGGGGACCGCGUCCCGUACGUCAUCGUCAGCGGCGCCCGCGGCCAGGCCGCCUACACCCGCUCAGAGGACCCGGUGUUCGCCCUGGAGCAGAACCUGCCCAUCGACACCCGCUACUACCUGGAGCAGCAGCUGAGCCGGCCCCUGCUGAGGAUCUUCGAGCCCAUCCUGGGCGAGGGCAGGGCCCAGGCGGUGCUGCUCCAGGGGGAACACACGCGCUGCAAAACCCUCCUGACCUCCAAAUCCGGGGGGCUCUCGGCCUUCACCUCCAAACGCAGCAGCUGCGUCGGCUGCCGGGCGCUCCUGCCCCACCACGGAGCUGUUUGUGAUUUCUGCCGCCGCAGGGAGUCCGAGCUCUACCAGAAGGAGGUGUCCCAGGUGUGGCACCUGGAGCGCAGCUUCUCCCGCCUCUGGAGCCAGUGCCAGCGCUGCCAGGGCUCUCUGCUCCAGGACGUUCUGUGCACCAGCCGGGACUGCCCCAUUUUCUACAUGCGCCGCAAAGUGCAGAAGGACCUGGAGGCGCAGCAGGAGCUCCUCAAACGCUUCGGGGUGCCCGACUGGUGACGAUCCCCACCCCAAAAAUCCCAAAAUCCCAAAAAAAAAAAUCCAGGAAUCCCCAAAAAAAAAAAAAAAACCCGGGCGUUUUUGGGAGUUCGGAUGAGUUUCUUAU
Pseudopodoces humilis (Tibetan ground-tit) is the source of this 2347-nucleotide messenger RNA. The record is from RefSeq and is a predicted model, not a curated record. NCBI's taxonomy places the organism in Eukaryota, Metazoa, Chordata, Aves, Passeriformes, Paridae.